Messenger RNA from Encephalitozoon romaleae SJ-2008, 492 nucleotides. Its product is annotated as RRM motif-containing protein. The transcript has a single exon. The record is from RefSeq and is a predicted model, not a curated record. Bases 1 to 492 code for a protein of 163 amino acids. Lineage: Eukaryota; Fungi; Microsporidia; Unikaryonidae. Gene Ontology annotation, molecular function: RNA binding.
AUGGAAAUAGUAAAGUUCAAUCCAGACACUAAAGGUAUAGAAAGAAGGAGAGGCAUAAAGACUUUUGGAGACACGAGCAGAAUAAGAGUCGUUAAAAGUACAGCUGCACCAAAAUUUAAUCUGUAUACAACAGAAAUAGGCAUUGAGUAUGAAGAGGAGGAGAAGCAACACACCCCAUACAGGCCUUCCUUGGAGGAGCCAACUACGUCAAAUGCCUAUGUCCCUCCAACAAUCAAACGCCCGGAAACAUGUAGCGUUAAGCUUUCAAACCUUCCUCUGGACAUGACAAGGGAUAGGCUAUACUCUAUCAUUAAGUCACAUACAAGUGUCUUCUUCAUGAGUCCCAAUCUUGUCAUGAACAGAGAGACAGGAGUGUUCAGAGGGUUUGCAUUUGUGACUUUGGAGUCCAAGGACGAUGCUAUAAGGUUCAUCAAAGAUCUCCGAGGUGUUGCAAUAGAUAGUCUAGGAUUAUCUGCUGAAAUGGCUAGAUAG